AUCAUUCUGCACAAUAACGCCCUCAAGUGGCAAACUGCAGCAUUACAGGGUGACGCCUGUCUAAAUAUAGUUCAGUUUCGGUUUCCAAACAACACCGAGCAUUUCAUACUCCGACCACUCCGCAACCACAGCUUGAGUCCGGGUGAAAAGGCCCUUUGAAGAGCCGUCGAGGAGUGAUGGAGGCUAAAAUAUUAAAAUUCAUCUGCGCUAAUCAAGGAGCAGUUGAUGCUGAAGAGUUGAUGUUCAACCUUUUCCCAGGCCAGUCCGCGACUGAGGUGAUUUCCAACCAAAGCAAGUUUGCCCUGUGUUCCAGCAAUGGGCAACAGAGAGUGGUGGCCAGGACCAGCCUGAGGCUGUGCGGGAAGAAAGACUGCCCGGGGUUCUGCGGGGGGCUACACCUGUGUAAAAACUUUCUCUACACCGGCUCCUGUCACUUCCUCCAAAGAAGAGGCUGCAGUUUCCCCCACGUUCUGAACUCUGACUACAACCAAAGGCUGCUGAUGGAACAUGAGCUGGAGGGCCUGAGCAGGGCGGAGCUGUGUACGCUGCUGCUGCAGAGCGACAACUACAUGCUGCCUCCUAUAUGUUUUGAUUACAAUAACGGUGAUGGAGAAUUUGGCCGGUGUACGAACGGCGUAGAUUGUGAAAGACUCCACAUCUGCCAGAAGUCCCUGACCCAAAGCUGCAGCUGCUCCAGAGCCCACGACUUUUUUUCUCCUCAGACAAUAAAAAGCCUGCAUAAUAAGAUGGUGCCCGACAGCAUCAUUCAGUGCUUGAAGUCCGUUUACGCAAAUAGAGAAGCACUGAGGCUCCAUACGAGGCGGGGAUCUGGGAGGGCUAUGAGGGGAAACCUGACUGGUGCGGCUGGUGGCCAAGAGGGACAUGGAGCAGAUGAGCAGAAAGGCAGACAAAAAAACAAAAAUGUCAAAGAUAAAACCGAGAUAUGCAUGUACUUCAUUAAAGGCCACUGUAAGCAUGAUGACAAAUGUUUUAAAGCUCACGACAAGAUGCCGUACAGAUGGCAGGUCCAGGAAGGAGCCCUGUGGAAUGCCUUGCCUGAUAACGAGACAAUUGAAAAGGAAUACUGCGAUCCCAGCAACACGUACAGCAGCAGCAGUCCACCUGUUCAUUUUGACACCAUGACUCGAGGAGGGGACAAAGUGCGGCGUCUCACUACGGUGAACUCUUUGGUUGAGCCGACCUUCAUUCACACCACAGAGUGGCUCUGGUACUGGCAGGACGAGUUUGGAAAGUGGAACCUGUACGGUUCAGAUUGGGACAAGACGCAGAUCCCUCCAACAGGAUUCUCGAGAGUUGCCGUCCCGCGCACUAAGGAUGAAUUUCAAAAGAUUGAAGCACGUUUUCAUUCGACCUUGAGAGACUUCAAUAUUGUCAAGAUAGAGAGGAUUCAGAACAAGGCGCUUUGGGAAGCCUUUCAGUUGCAAAAGACUCAGAUGAAGAACAACAACAGAGGACGUGAGGUGGAAGAAAAGCAACUUUUUCAUGGGACUGACUCGAAACACAUCGACGCCAUUUGUCUCAACAACUUUGACUGGAGGAUCUGUGGAGUUAAUGGAACAGCUUAUGGCAAAGGAAGCUACUUUGCUCGGGACGCUAAAUACUCGCACAGCUACACUGGUGACUCUGAUGUCAAAACCAUGUUUGUGUCUCGUAUCCUGGUGGGGAGCUACACAAAAGGGGACUCCAGCUACGUCCGACCUCCUUCCAAAGACGGUGGAGACAUAAACUUCUACGACAGCUGUGUCAACGACGUCGCAAAUCCUUCCAUUUUUGUUGUCUUUGAGAAACACCAGAUCUAUCCUGAGUACCUGCUGACAUACAAGACCACACACCCACAAGUUGACAUAUUUAGUAGUACAUCAGCACAACAAUCAAAACCAUUGAUUGCCCCUAAGCCGCCAGUGUAUCAAGGCAGCGCAGCAUCAAAUCAAGACAGCUCUUCAAACAAUUCCUGUGUCAUGGCCUAAACGCAGCUAUGAAGUAAGAGGUGGGUGUAAACAGUGGAGGACGCUUAGUGAAUUUUUUCUAUUUAUUCUUCAAAAAUCAUCUAAAACAAAAAUAUGUCUAAAGAGGGUAAUGAUGUCUUUUGGUAAGCUCAAAGAAAUAUUCAGCACACUUGUCUAGAAUAUAAAAAAUUAUGGAAGUAAAAAUAAAAAUACAAACGAAGACUAAAAUGGACAAUUAAGUGACACUUCAGAUGGUCACUCAUACAUGAAGGACCGACGCUGGACUGUAACUCUGACAUGCACUUUGUACAUGAAGGGCAUCCGUCCAUCAGUUCCACAUAAACACGACUAACUGUCACAACUGGUGUUUUCAUCCCAACUCCAGGUUGCUUUUUGAGGGUAUACGGUGAGGUACAACGGCGAUAUAUUGAUGGAAUCUUCCACAGUCAAAGCAAAAACUAUUUGAGGGUUCCAAGAAAAAAAAGUCUCAAAAGCAAUAUUUUUUAGACCUCUUUAUCCAGAGGAUGGCGCUGUGAUGCUGCUGCGAUAAAACAAAUGUAGCAGUAAACACCAGAAGGCGACAUGGAUCAAGCGCAUAAAGUUUGCGUCAUGGAGCUACUACAAUCGAUUUAAAAACAUUUAGUUUUGGAUUGCUACAUGACAAACACAAGAGUGGCAUUUCACAAUGUUUUUCAUUCUGAUGCGUGUUUCCAGCUGUUAAUAAUCCAUUCCUUUAUGGACAAAAAGCUGAAACAAUAAGAACGAAAGCAGAGCAUUCUCAAAGCUCGUUCCCGCGUGAACGACAACGAUUUCUCUUUGAGAAAAUGGACUCUUGCUACUUUAAUGUAGGAGGAACAUUCUAAUGAAUCAGACCAGACAAGUCCAGAAUUCUUGCACUGAUUUGACUGAGACACACCAGGAACAACAAGGUGUUUUCUAACUGCCCUAACUUAGCACGUUUAAUAACGUACGUCAUGUAUUCAGGGAGCAGGUAGCCACAUCGCAUUAACAAUAUCGAUGGUUGGUGUGUGGGAAAAGACCAUGAAAGUAAAAAAUGUAGUAUUGAUGAAUAGACUCUACAUUGAUCAGCUAUUAAGAACUGAUAGAAACUUUUAUUCUUUAUUUUUAACAGUUCAUUUGUGUCUUUUUUUGCAUUCUGCUCUGUCUACUCAAAGUCGGUUGUGGCAGUCGACCACUUGCACUGAGUCAGGAUUCUGGUUCUGCUGGAGGUUCCUUACUUCUGUUGAACAGGAAGUUUUCCUCUCCACUGUCCCUACAUGCAUGCUCAGUAUGAGGGGCUGCUGUAAAGUCAACAACAAAACUGAAAAGGUCCAGGAGGAGGGAAUGCUGUGGACUCAAUGCAAUCUGCUGGGGUUCCAUACAUAUAAAUGUUUCAUCUACUUUGAAUAACUAAUUGAGCUGGCUGCGCGUUUAAUAACUAGGAUCAGCUGAAAUGUGUGUGUGAUUGAAGUGAAAAUAUUUUUUUGUGAAGUGCCUUGGGUCUUUGCAAAAAGUCAGGUUGUUGUGAAUUGGUGCAAUGUAACUAAAUUGAAAUGAAUUUAAAUGAUUUUCUAUCGGCCAGUAGAGGGCGACAAACUGUUUAUUUGAAAAUACGUCAAACAUUGAUCUGAUUGACGGUUGAGGCAAAUGAAUGAUUUCACACGAGUUUAGAAUGAAGUGAGAAAAUGUCAUGUUUCUGUCAAAUGUUAUGUUGCUUUAAUGCUAAUUAUAUUGUGCUUUUUAGAGACUGAAAUUGAAAAAACAAAUUUUAAAGACGUUUUGAAGUGCUGCUUCCUUGGAGCUGCAGUCUCCUACGCCAGAGGUUCCCAACUGCUAUUGCAGGGGGUCGCAGGAAACCCUCUGAAUGGAUGAAAAAAAAAAAAAAAGAGAAAAAGUUUGGGAACCACUGUCCUACGCAAUGAUGAAUUGUAUCAGAUUUUAGUUAAACAACAUCUGAGUGUUGGAAUGAGAUAAAACCAUCCAAGUUUUGGAUUU
Poecilia reticulata (guppy) is the source of this 3962-nucleotide messenger RNA. The record is from RefSeq and is a predicted model, not a curated record. NCBI's taxonomy places the organism in Eukaryota, Metazoa, Chordata, Actinopteri, Cyprinodontiformes, Poeciliidae.